Messenger RNA from Thyridium curvatum, 4716 nucleotides. RefSeq lists its product as uncharacterized. The transcript has 2 exons. Lineage: Eukaryota; Fungi; Ascomycota; Sordariomycetes; Thyridiales; Thyridiaceae. The coding region runs from base 1 to 4716 and encodes 1571 amino acids. Gene Ontology annotation, molecular function: nucleic acid binding; zinc ion binding. The record is from RefSeq and is a predicted model, not a curated record. Gene Ontology annotation, biological process: DNA integration.
AUGGAACUCGAUGCCGCGAAACGGAACGACGACAAGGUCUGCUACAACUGCGGCAAGAAGGGACACUUUGCCCGUAACUGCCGACAGAAAAAGCAAGGGAAAGUACCUGAGCCCACACGACAAGCAAACGUGGCCCAGAAGACCAACCAUGACAGUAAGCACUGGACGACGUGUUAUAACGACGCUUGCCUGGCACACAUCCAAGGCAAGGAGGCCUCGGGAUGGUUCCCAAAAGUCACGGGACAGCCAAGGGUUGUUGCCGUAGGAAAAAGGGGGUCACCCGGGAAGGAACUACUCAGGCCAAAGGAACGGAACGAUACCCCACCAGGAAUGAACAGGAUCAGGUCCGGAGACGACUCAGACGAAGGACCCGAAUUCGCAUGGGACGGAGACACGUACUCGGUAGCCACAGAAGACAACAGUGAGCGGACACGGGCGUGGCUCGAAGAAAAAGAAGACCGGGGGGAAAACCCGUUCACUCCUCUACCGGAAAGUGACGAUGAGAAGUACGGACGAAUGAUGGCCACUCAACAACAACCGGCCCCGAGCGGAGAACAGAUGGUCAUCGCACUUCCAGGAAUAACUCCUCGCCAAGCAGUAGCAGGAGGAAGAAGAGAGGUCGUACGAGAUCAGGAGGAUCCACGAUUACAUUACAAGGACGAACGACACAACCAGAUUUCAUGGUCUGCGUGUGUGUUCGAUGAAUGCUCAAGGCAUCUAGCGAAGAAACUGAAGCACCAAUUUAUGCCCAGGCGGUGGAAAGAAUUCCCACUACGUGCAUAUUUGGAAGAAGACCUGGAGUAUUGGGAGAUUUUCCACCAAGACACGAUAAAGGGAUAUGCCGUCCUACGGAUGAGACUCGACUACCCAGUCGACUGUGUACUCGGACAAAGAGCAACGAUCGAUUGCACCACAGUAGUGUGCAAAAUCCACCGACUCAGGAAACUAGAGUCGUGGCAUCGACAGCAGGAAUCGCAAGAAGAAGCCAGGAAAGGGCAAGUGCACCUCCGACACAGUCGGACACAGAAACGAAUGCAAAGGGUGAGGGAGGGUGCCUCUGCCACCCCGACGCCCAGCCUGGACGAAUUAUUGGGGAACGAGCCCGCUCCAGACCCCGAAGUCUUAGAAAAAAGGGCACAAAGAAUCCGGCUUGCGACAGAACGAGCCAAGGAGGAAGCCGACCGAAACCCACGGGUCAGCCUCGACUUAGCCUACAAGCGACAGUACAAAGCGCUAGCACAACAAAUGAGACACCACGACCAAGUGCUCGAAGCUACCAUGCUCGCCUUGGAAGAACAAUCACGCACGAGACAACCGGCACGAUAUACGGACGGAGCUCAGGAGAACUUCAUAUCACCACGGAUGGUGAAUGAACUCAACAUACCAUGGGCUUACAAGGGAGACCCUUACGAAUUGCGUACGGUAGAAGGGAAACCGGUCCAGUACGACGGAGGAAUUAUCAACCGAGAGACGUCGCGAAUCUCUAUUAUGGUUAACUCCAAGGAAACACCGAUCACUUUGGAUAUCACCGACACGGCGGGACACGACGUGAUAUUAGGACUACCAUGGCUACGGAAGUACAACCCUACCAUCGAUUGGUUCACUGGCCAGCUGAUCUGGACAACGAGGUCCAAUCAGGAACGAUCGAAGAAGAACUCAGCCUCUACAGCUCCUCAGAAACAGGACGCACGCGAGUCACGAACCCACAGAGCACUACUGUACCUAAAGAAGGACACGCCUGAAGGGAUUACGACGAUACCAGAAGAGUACCGCCAGUACAGCAAACUGUUCCAAAAGGAAUUAGAAACAGGACUACCGCCACAUUCACACUACGACCACGAGAUACCCCUCAAACCAGGGACGCAGCCGAAAUUUCAGAAAAUCUACGGACUGAACGAACUACAGCUAAGUGAACUAAAGAAGUACCUUGAGGAGAACCUCAGGAAGGGAUAUAUUCGACCGUCACAAUCACCAGCGGGAUACCCAAUCCUCUGGGUACCCAAGAAGAACGGUGAAUGGAGAAUGUGCGUUGACUAUCGACAACUCAACGACAUCACGGUCAAGAACAGGUAUCCGUUACCAUUGAUCACCGAACUCCGCGACAGGUUACAUGGCGCCAACUGGUUCACUGCACUGGACCUACCGGGUGCCUACAACCUCAUACGCAUCAAGGAGGGAGACGAGUGGAAAACAGCCUUUCGUACCCGUCUAGGACACUAUGAGUAUCUCGUAAUGCCCUUCGGCCUCACGAAUGCGCCUGCCUCGUUCCAAAACAUGAUCAACGAUGUGUUACGGAAGUACUUAGACGACUUUGUUAUCGUCUAUCUCGAUGACAUCCUGAUCUACUCCAAAACCCUGGAGCAGCAUCGGAAGCACGUCCAUCAGGUGCUGCAAGCCCUACAGGACGCGAACCUAUUGGUCAACCCGGACAAGAGUCAGUUCCACGUCCAGGAGGUAGUUUACCUCGGACACUUGAUCAAACCGGGACAAGUCCAAAUGGACCCGGCAAAACUAGAGGCAGUCAAGGACUGGCCUGUACCCACGAAUGUCAAGGAAGUGCAAUCCUUCCUAGGAUUCGCCAACUACUACCGAAGAUACCUGAAAGGUUACGGAGGAAUGACAAUCCCCCUAACCAACCUGACGAAAAAGAAUACCAAGUUCGAAUGGACACCAGAGUGCCAAGCAGCGUUUGACCAAGUCAAAAGAAACAUGCUUGAGGAACCAGUCACACGAAUGGCCGACCCCGAUCGACCAUACGAGCUAGAAACAGACGCAUCCGACUACGCCCUCGGAGGACAACUCGGACAGCGCGACGACGACGGAAAACUCCAUCCGGUAGCAUAUUUCUCGAAGAAACUACACGGACCAGAACUCAACUACCAAAUCCAUGACAAGGAACUCAUGGCGAUUAUUGAGUGUUUCAAAGAAUGGAGACCAUACCUGAGUGGCACGCAACACCCGAUCACGGUGUUCACCGACCACAAGAAUCUGACGUACUUCACUACGUCAAAAGAACUCAACAAGAGACAAACACGAUGGGCUGAAUUUCUUUCAGAAUUCAACUUCAAAAUCGUAUACCGCAAAGGAUCUGAAAAUGGCAGAGCGGACGCACUCAGCCGAAGGCCAGACCACGAACAAGAAAUACCUGCAGAAACACAAGCCAUCCUGCAGAUGCGAACCGACGGGAGCAUGGGAGGCGUUCCUCGACAGAUCGCACUCACCAAACUCGUCACACCGCCAGACACGGCAAGAGAACAAGAAAUCUACCAGCAGUACGACAACGAUCCCUAUGUCAAGGAAAAACCACCCAAGGGAUCGCUGGUCAGAUAUAAUGGACGAUUGUACCUACCCCCAACCUUGAGGGAGAAAUACGUGCGGGAAAUACAUGAGGCCAAAGCUCAUGGGCACGAAGGAAUCACACGGACCAAGGCAAGAGUCCGAGAAACGUACGACUUCCCCGGACUUGAUGGGAUAAUCAGGAAGGUGCGGAAAUCAUGCCACGAAUGCAACAGCAACAAGGCAUCGAGACAUCCACCUUACGGGGAACUGCAGCCUAUCCCCAUACCAGAACAACCCUGGUAUUCAGUGGCUAUGGACUUUAUCGUCAAACUACCAAAGUCCAAAGACCCGACCACUGGAACGGAAUACGACAGCAUUUUGGUAAUACCGGAGCGACUUACCAAGUAUGCGUAUUUCCUUCCGUUCAAUGAGUCACACACAGCGGAACAACUUGCGUUCACGUUCCUACGAACAGUAGUGGCCAACCACGGGAUGCCACACGAGAUCGUCACGGAUCGAGGACCGACGUACGCGUCAAAAUUCUACACAUCCUUGAUGGGACAACUUGGAGCCAACAAAAAACUGUCUACGGCCUACCACCCACAAACCGAUGGACAGACAGAACGUCUAAAUCAGGUAUUAGAAGCAUAUCUGCGCAACUACGUCAACUAUGAUCAAGACAAUUGGGUAGAGCUGUUACCACUUGCACAGUUCGCAUAUAACAGCGCCCCUACCGAAACAACGAAGGUUUCGCCAUUCUUUGCCAACUAUGGCCGAAACCCGGAAGCAUACCGACAACCACGAGACAAGGUCAACGCAGACUCCGCUAUUCUCAAGGCAGAACACCUUAAGAAGUUGCACGCAUCCUUAAAAACGGAACUCGAGUUCGUCCAAGAACGAGUCCGCCAUUACUACAACAGAAAAAGGAUGAAGGGACCAUCCUUCUCGGAGGGAGACAUGGUCUACCUACUACGGAAAAACAUCACCACAAAACGACCUAGCGACAAAUUGGAUCAUAAAAAACUAGGACCAUUCAAGAUUGUACAGAGAAUUUCAACAUCCAACUACAGGCUGUCAUUACCAAAGACAAUGCGAAUUCACCCAAUUUUUCACGUUUCCCUACUGGAACCAGCCCCUCCGGGAGUGCGGCUAAAGGAACCAGUAGAAGUGGAAGCAGAAGAAGAGGAAUACGAAGUCGAGCAGAUACUUGAGCAGAGGGUAUCGGACGGGAAAUAUCUGGUAAAGUGGAAGGGCUAUAACGCUACAGAAAACACCUGGGAACCUAAGGAACACUUGACGCAUUGCCAGCGGAAGCUUCGGCAGUUCCACCAGCGAAGUCGAGACCACCCAACAGUUGCCCACUAUCCAGACCGAAAGCGCUCCAGUCAACGGAAGAAGAAGGAUCAGCAACCCCUAGAGCCCGAGCAUCCGCAGUAA